GCGGGCGACUUGUGUGUCUGUCUGCCAUGUUGAGAAGUCGUUUGUGUUUGGGGCGUGCAUCUGGUCGGUGUAUUGGGCUGGUGCGGCGCGAUCUCAGUGAAUGAUGUCCCGAGUGCUUGUGUAGCGGACGAGCGCAGUGCACGAUGGUGACGGCGCCGCCGGCCGGCAACGACAACGGCAUUUCGGCAGCAGCAGCAGCGAACUCGAAGCACCUCUCGUCGGCGGCCGCAUCCCGUCGUCGUCUCCUCUGCCCAGCAACACGAAGAAUGCGCCCCGAUUUGUGUUUACAUACAUGUGUAUGGUGAUGUUACUGUCUUAGGCGAUGAAGCAUUUACGUGUUUAGGAAAUUUGCAAUUGAGCAGCAGCAGCCGCACCGCUGAAAAAUAUCGGCCGCCGACCGCACCACGCUCGCGCCUCUGACCGACCUUCUUCUUUAUUUUGUCCCCGUGCUUUUGACCCGAGAGAGCUGGUGGGCGAGUCCAUUGUCGCGCCGAGCCAGGGGGUGCGCCGCCGCCGCCUACUUGCAGCACCAGCCAUGGACGCCGUCGGACGUCCGACCUUGUGAUACACACACGCCAGGAAGAAUUGAAUUUUUUCCCCUGCUGUGAGUGCGGUUGAUUUUUUUUAGAUAGAUUUAAAAAUAAAUUAAUCGCUGAGCAAAUUAGGAAGGAAGAAAACAUUUUCGGUCUUCGGGGCUUCGGACAGGCCUGCGGCAAGAGCAUGGGCCAUGUCCAAUGGUUGUGUGCCUGCUGAUCGCCGUGCCCGUGACGCUGCCACCUCGCGAGGUGCCGCCGACCAGUGUCCAAGUGGUGGUGGUCCGAGUGCUCCUCAACUACACCCCCAUGGAGGCGUCCGCGGCCGCCGCGACCACGGCCGCCAUUCAGGCCAAACGGCCCGCCGACUGGCAUAAGCAACUUCUCAUCAUGGACAAGCAAAAAGGAAAACCCGGCGAGGUUGGCCCCGUGGGCCGCCUUCCCCAGCAGACGGCCGGCAGGGGCCACCACGCGCCCCUGUACGGCCGCCUCGUGCCCGAAGAGCAGCUCGAGCAGAUCACCUCGUCGCUGGCCGCCGCGCCCGGCAGCAUGGGCACGCCGGCCGCGGACAUCCAGGCCAUGCAGGCCAGGAUUCCGCACCACUUCCGCGACCCCGCCACCGCACCCCUCCACAAACUCAGCGUGGACCUCAUCAAGACUUACAAGCACAUCAAUGAGGUGUACUACGCAAAGAAGAAAAGACGGGCGCAGCAGACGCAGGGCGAGGACUCGUCUCACAAGAAGGAACGAAAGUUGUACAAUGAUGGCUACGACGACGACAACCACGACUACAUUAUCAAGACGGGCGAAAAGUUCCUCGACAGAUACGAGAUCGACUCGCUCAUCGGCAAGGGCUCCUUUGGUCAGGUCGUGAAGGCCUUCGACCAUGACGAGCAGUGCCACGUGGCGAUCAAAAUCAUCAAGAACAAGAAGCCCUUCUUGAAUCAAGCACAGAUAGAAGUUAAAUUGUUAGAAAUGAUGAAUGACGCUGACGCCGACAACAAAUUUUACAUAGUGAAAUUGAAGCGGCACUUCAUGUGGCGGAAUCAUUUAUGCCUAGUGUUUGAGCUCCUCUCGUACAACCUGUAUGACCUCUUGAGGAACACCAACUUCCGAGGGGUGUCGCUCAACCUGACGCGCAAGUUCGCGCAGCAGUUGUGCACGGCGCUGCUCUUCCUCUCGACCCCCAAGCUCAGCAUCAUCCAUUGCGACCUCAAGCCUGAAAACAUUCUUCUCUGUAACCCCAAGCGAUCAGCAAUCAAGAUUGUAGAUUUCGGCAGCUCGUGUCAACUUGGUCAAAGGAUAUACCAGUAUAUCCAGUCCAGGUUUUACCGAUCACCAGAAGUUCUUCUUGGUAUACCUUACGACUUAGCGAUAGAUAUGUGGAGUUUGGGUUGCAUUCUAGUAGAGAUGCAUACAGGUGAACCACUGUUUAGUGGAGCUAAUGAGGUGGACCAAAUGAAUAAAAUAGUAGAGGUGCUAGGCAUGCCACCGAGGCACAUCCUCGACCAAGCACACAAGGCGCGCAAAUACUUUGACAAGUUACCCGACGGUUCUUAUGUGCUGAAGAAGCCCAAGGACGGCAAGCGUUAUCGCGCACCAGGCUCAAGACGUCUCAGUGAUAUAGUGGGUGUAGAAACUGGAGGUCCCGGCGGCCGACGGGCCGGCGAGCCCGGACACUCAGUCAGUGAUUACCUUAAGUUUCGUGAACUCGUGCUGCGCAUGCUCGACUACGACCCCAAGACGCGGGUCACGCCGUUCUACGCGCUGCAGCACAGUUUCUUCAAACGCACAGCCGACGAGUCGACCAACACGAGUCACAGCGCCAGUCCGGCACUCGAGCCGCCCCUUCCGCAGCCCUCUUCGUCCGGAGGCCAAGCUCUGAGCCUGGUCAAUAAGAUUCAGCGGAGCGGCGCGCAGCGGCCCAACCACAACCACCACAGCAUGGGCCCAGCCAACUUCGUGGCGCACCCGGCCACCUCGAGUUUCGUGCACGACGCGACGCAGACUGCGGCGGCGGCGGUGGUCAAUGACUUCGGCGGUUGCAAGUCGCCGCUGCGGUACGCACCGUUCGGCGCCGGCGGACCGCCGGCGUCGGUGCAGGCGCCGAGUGGCGGCGCCGGCGGCGCCGCCAUGGACUACGACUCGCCGUGGCUCAACUGCUACCCGGGCGUGCAGCAGACGCAGCCGACGCACCACGUCCACCACGUGGUGUCCUCCCGCGGCGGGGGUGGCGGCGGCGGGGGGCCGGCGCGGCCGCCCCCGCAGGCCUACCUGCCCUCGUCGCUGCCCGUGGACCUCGAGUCGGCCGCGUUCCACCUCAAGGUGCACCACCCGGGCGUGCACCUGAUGCAGCCGCCGUUCGGGGCGCCGACUGACGGCGCCGCGCCGACGGUGGCGCCCGUCCGGCAGGACUCGUCCAGUGGGGACCGCGAGGACAGUCCCAUGAUGGGGGUGUGCGUGCAGCAGAGCCCAGUGGUCAGCCAUUAAUGUUGGCCCCCCUGGCUAGGUGCACCCGUCACGGACACGCAGCAUCUGUGUGUGUGUGUGGAAAUUAGUAAAAAAAAAUGUUAAUCGGAGAGAGAGAGAGAGAGAAAAAAAAAAAUAAGAGCGGACGCUCAGUGUGCCGUUCUGGAAGAUAAGCAAGCGCCCCCCGCCCACCCCUUCGACCGACAGACCUCCUCAUCCGCAAAGAAGAAGAAGAAGGAAAAUGAAUGUCCCUGAUUGACCGACCGACCUUCGACCGCCCUCGGGAAGCGUCUAAUUUUUAAUCGGAUAGGCUAAAAAUGUCUUUUUUAAGUGCUGUGAGUGACUUUUUACAUCAUACAUACAUACUGUAAAGGUGUACAUGUUAAAUUAUGAAUCAAGGGGGAUUACUGCUAUUUAUUACUACGAUUAUAUAUAUUAUAUAUACGCUACGGCAAGAAAAGAAGCAGACACACACACACUAAAAUAUAAAGCUACACAUACACACUACUUCUUAAAGUUAAAAGAGAGAGAAACACACACACAAUGGACUCACUCACUCACUCUACAGGCCUUGUUUGAACCCUGGCUUGGAGUCGCGCUAAUUUCCCUUCCUCGCCAGAUGCUGUUGUUUCGAAAUGUAUUUGAGCUGAAAAUGAUCACUGGCGAGGGAAAACAAUUGAAAACUCCAACCCUCGGUUUCCGAAGAGCCUCUCUUUACACGUGCAUUGCAAGCGAGAUAUGAUUGAUUAUUUGUCAAGCCGUAGAUCGACGAACUCCUUCCCUUCUCUCACCUUCGACAUCCGGCGGCCACCUCGGCCGUCCCUCUGAGCGGCCGCGGCUUCUGUCGUUUCGAUUUUCUUCGACCCCGCAGGCUGGCCUUUCGAGCCCGGCGCCGGGGGCGGCGGUGGCACGGCCGAACUGCAGAAAGUAUAUAAAAUUAGGAAGCCGCCUGUCGUAACAUACGUGAAACACAUACACAUGCAUACAUUAGUUUCGAGAGAGGAUGAUGGAAGGACGCAUUUCCAGAGCCACUAUAUAAACUAUCUACGAUAACCAAUCAAACGUUGUUCGUUUUUGAACCGUCGGCUUCAAGGAAAUUUGAAAACAGACAAUUAUAAACGAGAUUUAGAGACAGAGCAGAAUGAAAUUCUUGUGAUUACUGUAUAUGAGUGACGACUCUGCAUAGCGUUUUGUGUAAAUGCAGCGGACACAUGCAUAAUUUAUUUUAGACGAAUCCCCGAUGUGCAAUAAAACGUAUACUAAACCUUCUGAAGCUGAUCGGUAUCUAAACUGUAAGGAUUAAUAAUCUAAGUUGCGUGGUGAUUAAAUUAAUUAAUUUAUUGCCUGAUUGAAUGGAAUAGUUAUUAAUUGCUCGUUUGUUUUAUCCGGAGAAGAGUUUCAGAACUUAGAAGAAAAUGACGACAGCUGAUUCAUUUCUUAUUUUCAUUGUUAUAAUAUAACAGACGUUUUAUCAUUCGGAGCUCUUUUCGUUACAAAGUAUUCGAAUAUCGGAGAACCUGGUGAUACGAGAAACAGGGCCUUCCGUUGUCCUCUUUUCUCCCCCCAUUUGCAGUUAUACUUACUCUAAUAAUUAAAAGCUAUGCAAAAGUAAAUCUCUUACCAGAAAACAAAUAUGAUGAACUAAAUCAAAUAAAAACUCUUAGUGGCAAAAAUAAAAAAUCCUUCACUGUGUAUUUCCUGACCGAAGUCGAAAAUAUUCACACCACCAAAAACAAGAAGGGGCGAAUCAUCUCCUUUGUUUAUUGAACAAUUUCAUAACCAUAUUGAUCGGAACUGGAAAAAUUUGCUGCAUUUUUCGAUUGUAAAAAUCCAAAUCAGUAUCUGACACAUCCAGUGUUUCACAUCUGGAAACUUAAUUUAUUUUCGUCCCCUACGGCAGCUACUGGUUUUGCGUUUUUUAAUUUAUUUUCCUGUAGGAACGUGUGUAGUUGUUAUAAUUUCUUUGUUUUUGUUACUUUGUGUGCGUGGUUUGACCCCCCAAAAAAUUUGUCGGAGUUUUCGUUCGUUGGUUUUUCGUUGAUUCCAAAGUGGCAAAAAGCAGCUCGCCACUUUUGACGAAUAAAAAUCUUUUUCGGAAACAAACAAAAAAUUGGAAAAAUUGCUGAAAAGUCCCGAGCUGCUUUUUAACCACAAUCUGCAGACUGCACUGACACAUUCAACAUUUUACACACGCUAGAGAAAAAAAAGUAUAACAAACACAGACCUCACGACUCCUGCCAACUGAUGGACUCACUCACGCAUUCUCACUCAUUAAUAAAAAUAAAAAACUCUCCUUGGCCUCCCGGACUCAUUCAGUAGCAAUUUAUACCAAGCAAACUGAGCUUCAAGUUCCACUCGAGAGUGACUCUGAUAUUAAAAUAUACUGAAGGUAGAUCGACCGAUGAAAAAAAAAAUAUUAAGAAAAUAAUCCUCGCUCGUCCGAGCACCGGGUCGGCGCGUCCGAGCACUUGAAAAGUGGCCUCAACCGGGGCUUCGGCCGGUGCGGCCUCGAGGGCGAGGACUAAAGCAUCGCUUAGUUAAGGCAGAAAAUAAUUACAAAGUGAAAUUAUUAAAACAAAAAGCAGCAGCGACACAGCCACUUUUUCUACACCAGCCCUCUCCAGAGGCGCGGACAAAAGACAAGUCACAGUGAGCCAGGCUCGAGUUCUCUCAUCCCCCUGAACGGUUUUUUUCGAAUCAAAAUUUGAAAAUGAAUUCCACAGUGUGUCACGAUAGAAAAAAUGAAACCUCCCUAAUUGUUGUCGAACGAACGGGAGAGAAAGAAACCUGCUAUACUUCUAACUACUGUAAUUCACAAACACACACACUCACGCAUCCUCUACAUAAACUACCUGUGUACAUAAAAAAAAAACGCAGAAGAAAUUGAAGCACGCGCUCGAGACAACGAGAAGAUUUGCAUAAUUAAAUAUUCAUUAUAAAAAGCAAUCACACAAUCCACAGCUACAGUUUUUCGGGGUUCAAUACAAAAUUCUCGUUUUAUGCUCGCGUUAAAUGGUGGAUAAAGUUUCUCACCGUUUAAUUCGGGUGUUGCAAAUUUUUGACAGGAAUUCAGCAGUGUAAUGUGAUGAUUAUUAUAUAUCAUUGAAAAAAUUACAAGAAAAAAUGAUGAAACUCGAGCAUAUAUGAAGAUUAUUGUGAGAGAAUUUGAGAUGUUUAUUAUUAUAAAUCAAUAUCGACAGACUCGCAGACUUAAUUAUUAAUUAUACACGCAACUCACUCACACAAAUGCAAGCAAGGCAGUUUGAACAAUGGCCCCAUAAUUGCUCGUAUCGGACAGCAGGACAUUAAUUAAUCUCUCUGUGUUACAAGAAAAAAAGCAGUGUUGUAUUCACUCCUCGAGAACUCCCGCAGGACAAAAGUCAAAACAAAAUACAGAAAGUGUUUAUACCAAAAUAUUUAACGAAAAAUAAAUCUGUUUCGAGACGCGAAACCGUGCAGUAUCCAACAACCAUUAUUUGCCGUGAUAUAAAGAAAAAAUUAUCCAAUAACUCUCUGAAAAAUGGUUCCAAAUCUGUGGUUUACGAAUGAAAAAAUAUUAAAAAAAAAAAAUUGUUCAGAGAAUUGUAUAUCUUAUUGAUCAAUCAAUCUCUCUCA
Messenger RNA from Neocloeon triangulifer, 6617 nucleotides. RefSeq names its product serine/threonine-protein kinase minibrain (gene mnb). Gene Ontology annotation, cellular component: nucleus. Bases 735 to 3023 code for a protein of 762 amino acids. NCBI's taxonomy places the organism in Eukaryota, Metazoa, Arthropoda, Insecta, Ephemeroptera, Baetidae. The transcript is spliced from 8 exons. The record is from RefSeq and is a predicted model, not a curated record. Gene Ontology annotation, molecular function: protein serine/threonine kinase activity; transcription coactivator activity; protein serine/threonine/tyrosine kinase activity. Gene Ontology annotation, biological process: peptidyl-threonine phosphorylation; protein autophosphorylation; peptidyl-serine phosphorylation.